Messenger RNA from Beauveria bassiana ARSEF 2860, 1443 nucleotides. RefSeq names its product alanine racemase domain protein. Gene Ontology annotation, biological process: D-serine catabolic process. Gene Ontology annotation, molecular function: D-serine ammonia-lyase activity. The record is from RefSeq and is a predicted model, not a curated record. Lineage: Eukaryota; Fungi; Ascomycota; Sordariomycetes; Hypocreales; Cordycipitaceae. The transcript has 3 exons. The coding region runs from base 1 to 1443 and encodes 480 amino acids.
AUGGCGUCGUUGACCUACUACGCUGCCUCGCCCCGAGAGGCACUUGUCGCCGAGUACGUGGGAAAGUCAAUUCGCAAUGUGCCUACACCGGCGGCCAUCAUCAACGUCGCCGCCGUGCGCAGAAACUGCAGCCGCAUGCUGGAUGCUUGCAAGAGCCUCAACCUAGGCUGGCGAGCACACGUCAAGACGCACAAAACGGUAGAAAUUACCCGCCUGCAAGUCGGUGAUGACGCUUCAUUUCCGGUGAAUCUUGUGAUUUCGACUCUAGCCGAGGGGGAAUUCCUGCUGCAGACUCUCAAAGAGUACAAAUCUCAAGGUCGGCAAAUUAAUAUUCUCUACGGCCUACCCAUCAACGCCAAUGCAGUUGACCGCCUUGCCGCCAUUGCCAGCGCUCUCGGCCAAGGCUCCGUCUCGAUUCUUCUCGACGAUCCUGCGCAGCUCCCCGUCGCUGCUAAGCUACGCCAAGCGAGCGGCAUUGCGCCCCAUGCCUCGAUCAAAAUUGACAUGGGCGGCAAACGAGCUGGCGUCGUCGCUGAUGGCGAGCGCCUCCUCGAGGUUGCCGAUGCUGCCCUGAAGGCUCACCAGAAUGGCGAUAUUGUACUCUCUGGGCUGUACUCGCACGCCGGUCAGUCCUACGGCGGUGAUAGCCGUGCGGCGGCCAUCAAGAUGAUGGGCGACGAAAUUCGGGCCAUGAUGGUCGGCGCAGACAAAAUCAAGGCGCGCGCAGCGGAACAGGGCGUAUCAAACCUCCCCGCCCUCGUUCUGUCCGGUGGUGCAUCGCCCACAGCCCUGUCUGUCCAGAAUCUUUUGAGCCAAGACGACGACGCACAGGCCGCGUCUACGCCAGAGCUACAGACCGAGGUGCAGAGCUUGACGGCGCUGUUUGGCACGGUCAAGAGCAGCGGCCACGUUGUAGAAAUUCACGCUGGCGUCUACCCCACGCUCGACCUCCAGCAGCUCGCCGCGCACAGCAUGUCAGCGUCGCGCCUUUCGUGGGGCGACAUUGCGCUGACUAUUCUCGCCCAAGUCCACAGCACGUACCCUGGGCGCGGCGCAGGCGGCACGCCCGAGGUGCUCAUCGGUGCCGGCGGGCUGGCCCUGGGCCGUGAAUUCUGCAAGGCGUACGACGGCAUGGCCUUGCUAACGCCGUGGGGGCGGACGGGCGCCGCGCCGCCUGCAGGCGAUGUCGAGGACCAUGAGGGAUGGCAGGUGGGCCGCUUCUCGCAGGAGCACGGCAUUCUGACCUGGGCGGCGGGCAAGCGCAAGGGUACGCCGUCGGGGCCGCCCUCGGACAUGCUGGAGGUUGGCCAGAAAGUGAAGCUGUGGCCCAACCACGCGUGCAUCACCAGCAGCCACUUUGGGUGGUACUUUGUGGUGGAUGAGGAUCGGCCGGGCAAGGAGGAUGAAAUUGUGGACAUCUGGACAAAGGCACGGGGUUGGUGA